Oryzias melastigma (Indian medaka) is the source of this 879-nucleotide messenger RNA. RefSeq names its product linkage group 2 C8orf74 homolog (gene lg2h8orf74). The transcript has 4 exons. Bases 157 to 714 code for a protein of 185 amino acids. The record is from RefSeq and is a predicted model, not a curated record. Lineage: Eukaryota; Metazoa; Chordata; Actinopteri; Beloniformes; Adrianichthyidae.
UGGACAGGAUUUGAAAUAAUAAAAACAUCUGUAUUGGGGUAACUAUUAGCUAAAAACGAAUUCCUUCACGCGGCAAAAAGGAGGCGCGAGACGUGACGGUGACGUACGCCCCGCCUUUGCGUCCGUUUCCAAUGGCAACCACUCCUUUAAACAAGCAUGGAAGCCCUCACAAAUAUCGAAAUGGAAGCAAUUGUGAAACUUGAGAGGGAUGCUGGUGUGCGGAGGCUCAGCAGUCACUUCCUGUGGUCCGAGUUUGGCGACGAGAGGCAAAACUUUCAUCAGGAGUUUGUUUACGAUGCCACCAUGUUGGCCGUGAACUCUGGCUUCACCUCUGCUAAUGUGAUCCAGUGUGCCGCGUUCGCCAGAGACAUCUACCCACAGCUGGAGGACCUCGACUUGAACCAGUUCCUGACCCUCCUGAGGGGUGCGCUGACGGGGCGUUUACGGACCCUGACACCGGUCCAGCAGCACAAAUUCGUCCAGUACUUUACAGACCUCUGGGUGGAGAAGAGGAAGCUUUUUAAGGCGGUCGUAGGCGGGGCCACAACUCAGACGGUACGUCGGCUUCACCUGGAGGUGGAGCUGCCGCCUGAGCUUUGCCCUUUGGCACAGGGCAGGGAGCUCCAAACGGAGACGGAGCUACAACUGCUGGAGAAGGAGGAGGAGCUUAAGAGUCUUCAAGAGCAGCAGGACAAAAAAGCAGCUCAAAAAUGAAAAUAUUUUAUUAUUAUUGUCUUUUUUAGCAGACUGUAUGAUGAUAGUUAUAUAACAGGUAUUGUCUUCUGCUCUGGAUUACAUGAACAGACUCCUACGCUCCAUCAGCCGAUUGAUGGAUUAUGAAACAUCCUGUUGAAAAAAUAAAAAACAAUCUUUGUCAAA